This is a messenger RNA of Filobasidium floriforme, 1113 nucleotides long. RefSeq lists its product as uncharacterized. Lineage: Eukaryota; Fungi; Basidiomycota; Tremellomycetes; Filobasidiales; Filobasidiaceae. The record is from RefSeq and is a predicted model, not a curated record. The transcript has 3 exons. Bases 1 to 1074 code for a protein of 357 amino acids.
AUGCACAUCAAAACCCUCGCCUGUCUCUUGCUAUCGCUAGUGGCCUACACCCAAGCCGUAGCGGUAGCCCCCUUGGCCGACCCAAAUUCUGCCGCACUCAACGGUCCCGGCUCAUCCAUCGCUACGAGGAGUACUCAAGACGACGCCUUGAACUGGUGUCGAACCGAAAAGGGUGGCGUUCCUCUCUGGUACCCCAACAAGGAUUCGGAUUUCAAGGAUCUCGGUCAACCGGGACUGGUCCGGGUCAACGAUGUUCGUGAAGCCCUGCUUGUCGGUGAGCCAGCAGGGAAGAAAGGGACCUCGCCGGUCCUACAGGCGAGGCUGGCUGCCAUGGCGGCUUGGGCCAAGUUCGUUCCGAACACUGUUCGAGAUUCGUUCGUAGGCGGGGAUGGCAAACCUAUCGGUUGGUGCCUCCCCGGCGACAACAACCAGUUGAUCAUCAAGUCUCAAUGGAAGAAAGAUGGGAAAGAUUGGGUUAGAGACAAAGACGGCCUGAAGACCCUCGUCCAGUCCGCGGGAGAACAAUCGAAGACGGUCAUCGUCAAGAACGGGACGGAAAACAUAAGCGGGACGGACCACUUGACGGCUACUUGGCCGUUCUUUCUCAAUCAGGCUUAUCAGCCGGACGACAUCCAGCCCAGUUCGGCUAGCGAUUGUCAGCAGAAGCCAGAUGGCCAGCGAGCGGACUGUGACAGUCAGACGGACCCAUGGAACAGUGGGGAACAGGCUGCCGUGCACUUCCUGUCUGAUGUGACGGGAGAGCCUUGCGAGAUCACGGGCGAUUACAAGGCUGAUAAUGGCGAUAUGAACAAGAUUCUGGAUAAAGCGGACGAGACACCCAUCAUCGCCAUCCUGCCCGACCCGUCCAACAACGACUACCUCAAAGGUUUCUGGUCCGUCGAACAGGUCUUUGAGGACCCGAACGACCCUCAGAAGCAGAAAAAGAUGAGGGUGUGGGAUUACGUCGAGGGGCAACACCGGGUCAUCAAACUGCCUGCCAAGAUGAAGGUCGUCCAUAUCAAGGGCGCUGGCGGGGAGCCUGACGGGAAGUGGGACAAGUGGGCGAAGAAGUAGCGAUAGCGGUGAUGUGUCCCAUUCCACGUAUGCGGUUAG